UCCACGACUAAACCAGAAAGAAACUAAAUCCUUGUCAAAGUUACACAUAGACAUAUUCCAAGUCAAUGUUAUUCAGCUAUUUUCAAGUGUGUGACUUCAAAAUAUAUAUAUGUUAUACACUUUAUAUAAGCCCUUUCAAUAUCUACUAUAUCAUUUAUUCUUUUAAUUCUUUAAUUUUACAUCUUCUUCUUCCUUCAAGCUCCUAAUUCAAUUAAUUAUGGCUAAAAUAUGUCCAGAAUUAAUGUUACAACAAUCUUCUCCUUCAUCAUCGUCGUCGUCGUCAUCGCCUUAUAUUAAAUCUACAAGAGAAACAUUUACUAUAUGGAUGAAAUCUUUAGUUUUCCAUGGAAAUGGAUGUACUGUUUUUAAUUCCAAAGGUGAAAUUGUUUUUAGAGUUGAUAAUUACCAAGAAAGUUGUAGAGAUGAAGUUUGUAUCAUGGAUCUCAAAGGCCAAGUUCACUUCUCAAUUAAAAGAGAGAAACUAAGAGUUUUUGGUCGUUGGAAUGGAUAUGGAUCAUGUGGUGAAAUAAAAGGGAGACCAUUAUUUCAAGUAAAAAGGAAUUGUGAUAUUUUUUCAAGAGAAAAUAUCAUUUGUAAUUUUGGGUCAUGUGAUGAAAAUAAUGUAGGAAUAAAUUGCUACAAGAUUCAACAAUUUGAUAGAAAUUCAUCAUAUAAAGUUACAAAUUCUACUGGCCAAGUUGUUGCAGAGGUAAAACAAAAGCAAUCAUCAAGAGGAUUUGGGUAUGGUGAAGAUGUGUUAACUUUAGAAGUGGAACCCAAUAUAGAUCACUCACUAAUUGUGGCUUUUGUAAUAGUAUGUGGAUUGAUUCAUGGCAAAUUAUGAACAAAUAUUGUAACAUUAUGUUGAUGACAAUAACAUACUAACCCCACAACAAAUUCCUAUAAAAUUUCUUGAUUUGUUCGUA
Messenger RNA from Solanum tuberosum (potato), 926 nucleotides. RefSeq names its product protein LURP-one-related 4-like. The transcript has 3 exons. Lineage: Eukaryota; Viridiplantae; Streptophyta; Magnoliopsida; Solanales; Solanaceae. Bases 218 to 844 code for a protein of 208 amino acids. The record is from RefSeq and is a predicted model, not a curated record.